AUGCUACCUCCUCGAGCUAUAGCUUUCACUUUGUUUUGUACUCUCUCCUCAGUUCAGGCCAAGCUACUUUACUCCGGUCCAGAAGACCUUUACGCCUUCCCAAAGCAUCGUGUAACCUUUCUGAAUAAUCUUCCAGUACAGAAUGAAACAGCUCAACGGUGGUUUAACGAGGGACUAAGGGGCGGUGAAAGCGAAUUUUUAGAUGACCGGCAGGAUGAACCUUCCUGGUUUUCCAAUGCAGUAUACAAGGAGAUAGGUGGCUCUGAGCUGGAAAUGUCAAAUGACGCUUCGCAAAUCUCACAGUCUCCGAUACCAGAUAAUUCUGGAUAUAUAUUAAAUCAUAUGAAAAUGGGACCAGAUAACGACUUUAUUUGCCUGAUUCCCCCAGCCCGUGAUGUUCCAAUACAAGUACAGGAAAAUAUCGACCAAGAUACAGUCCUCCGCAAUGGCUGGUCACUGCUGGAACCUUUAUCCGGAAAAUGUCUUUAUUACCGGCAACCGUGGUUCACUUAUUCAUACUGUCACAAUCAAGAAAUAAGACAGUUCAAGGAACUCACUCACACGCAACCUCGCUCACCAGGAGCUUCCGAACCCACUGAGGACCCAGAAUGGGAAGCGUUUACUUUAGGACGCGCCCCCUCCGCACAAGAUUCAGGAGCGGACGUAGCCGUCACGGAUCGGCAUGCUCAGGUCGGACACUUUGAAGUUGCUCAUGGUCCAGGCUCUCGUUAUCUGGUUCAACGAUGGGGUGAUGGCACAUUCUGUGAUAAGACGGGAAAAUCUCGUGAAGUUGAAGUUCAGUUCCAUUGCUCGAUGACGAUGGCGGAUUCUAUUCUUCUUGUACGAGAAGCAAAAACAUGUUCCUACGUGCUGAUCGUACAAACUCCACGUCUCUGCGGAGAACCUGGAUUCAAAUCGCGAAUGGAAUUGCCAGAGCAAACCUUUAUCCGCUGUCGGCAAAUCAUCAACCCUUCGCUGGACUCUACUCCCCAAAUUACCCAUCUCGAACAGCGAAAACUUGACGGCCAUCGGAUACCACAAGAUUCCGACCUACCUUCCUAUCUGAACCGUGAAACGCGUUUCGCCGUACCAUCCCCCGCAGCCAAGAGUUCCCUGGGUCCCAGCGCAGGUCAAAGCGAUGACCCGUCGGAUGGGAUAUUGAAACGCGUGCUAGAGGCGUUGAUGAAUGAUCCGGAGCUUCAAUCCUUGUCGGGCGAAAACGCUCAGGUUGUGUUUGGGCGCGGCGAAAACGGCGAGAUUGUAAUCGAGAUUCUGGAAGAGAUUCCAUUUGAUGACCUCGGAGAGUCUGAUUUGCAGGAAAGGGAUGUGGAUAACUACGCUCAUAUAGCAGAAUUUCUUCAAAAGGCCGGUCACCAGUUGAAUAAACCAAAGGACGAGAAGGAACAAGAGGAUGACGAGGUCAGGGACGGUCAAGGGGAAGAAUUAGAAAAAAUUCGCGAAAGGAAAGACGAGCUCUGA
Molecule: messenger RNA, 1479 nt
Organism: Suillus plorans
Lineage: Eukaryota; Fungi; Basidiomycota; Agaricomycetes; Boletales; Suillaceae
Exons: 6
Coding region: 1-1479 (492 amino acids)
Biological process (GO): retrograde protein transport, ER to cytosol; endoplasmic reticulum unfolded protein response
Cellular component (GO): endoplasmic reticulum lumen
Source: RefSeq, a predicted model, not a curated record